AUGUCUUCGGAAGGUCAUCUACCAACAGUUCCUAUUCCGGAGGAUAGUCCAAUCUCGGUCAUCCCAACUUCUGAGUCAGCGGUUGCUGAGGAAAAUAGGAUUCUGCGUCUCCGCAUGAUGGAAAUGUGGGACGCCUGGGCCAAUGGAAGAGAACCACCAAGUGCGAUCCCUGGAUUCCCCGAGCUUUUUCCUAGGGAAAGCGGGAUCUCCAACAUCUCCAUAAGAACACCUUCUGAGGCUCGCCCCCAGGUGUUAGCUUCUGGCGCGGCUUCAAACAUAUUCAUUGUGCCACCUUGUUCAGCUAUGAACAACUUCCGUGCUCGGGAACCACCCAAGAUACCAAACUUCACACCCAUUGGCGAGUCUUAUUCCGGCCUUUUCCCCAAACUUGUUCAGAUGGGUUUGUUGCAGCUUGUACCCCAAACCAGGCAAAACCCAGCAUCGCCCGCUUACAGAGCUGGUACUCGAUGUGCCUACCAUUCAGAGGUAGAAGAGCAUGAUAUAGAUGACUAUUGGACCUUGAAGAGGGCUGUGGAAAAUCUGAUAGAACAAAAGAGAAUAGUGCUAAAGGACGAAAACAUUCCUAAUGUAACCAACAUUCCAUUACCGGCCCACAAUAACGGGUCGGUUAUUGGAAUGAUCUGUGAAGACAGAGAGUUUGACCCAGCUCUAAAAGCCAUCAUUGCCCUAGACGAUGUGGAAAAGAAGCCAAAAGUUUUCGCGAAACAAGACAAGGGGGAGAAGAAGAGCAAACCUACCCCCCAGAAUACAGAAAAGAAAGUGGAAGUUGAAACUGGGACAGCGCCCUCCAAAGUUGUCAUUCUCUAUGUUCCUCGAGUCCACAAGAAAGAACAGAUGUCAUUGAGUCCUCCUAGAAGGUUUAAGCUAAAAAAGAGAGCUCAAAUGUAUGUGCCCAAGGGGACUUACGUGGUGCGGGGGUCGAUAAAUCCACCAAGGCUGAAUGAGCCCGUGGUUAUUAGCCAUGCACCGCAAAGGCCCAUGACAGAUGCCACUGUCGUUCCAUGGAACUAUAACAAAGCAGUAGUAACUUACAAAGGCAAAGAGAUCUCGGGAGAAGUUAAGGAAAAUAACCCGGCUGAGAAGUACCUCAAUCUGGAGGAAGUGAAUAAUGCCACAAAAAAGCGUUUCCCACUUAAGAAGCCAGUGAGUGCUGAAGAAGCAGAAGUGUUCUUCCAGAAAAUGAAAAUGGCAGACUACGAGAUAAUCGACCAGCUUCGGAAGUCUCCUGCCCAAGUCUCCUUGUUGUCUUUGCUAAUGAACUCAACCGAACAUCAAAAAGUUCUGAUCAAAACUCUCAACGAAGCGUAUGUACCCAUUAAAACCAUUGUAGAACAGUUGGAGAGGAUGGCAGAAAGGUUUUUUAUAGUCAAUCAAAUCUCUUUCCGCAAGAAUGAUUUUCCCCCAGAAGGGGCCGCACACAACAAAGCCCUUUAUCUGACAGUUAAAUGCGAAGGGUAUUAUGUGAAAAGGAUCAUGCUAGAUGGCGAUUUUGGGGUAGAUAUUUGCCCACUCUCAACUCUGCAACAUAUGGAAAUCGGUACUGAGAGAAUCAGACCCAAAAACAUCUGUAUGCAUGCUUUUGACGGCAUAAAGAGGGAUAAAUAG
This is a messenger RNA of Nicotiana tabacum (common tobacco), 1626 nucleotides long. RefSeq lists its product as uncharacterized. The record is from RefSeq and is a predicted model, not a curated record. NCBI's taxonomy places the organism in Eukaryota, Viridiplantae, Streptophyta, Magnoliopsida, Solanales, Solanaceae.